AUGCAGCUCGUUGUCUCUGAUGUCUCUUCAUCCAGCUCCCGAGCACCUUGGCCAAACUCUGAGCGCAGCGAGUUCCUUGCACUUCUCGGAGCGUGCUCGCUUGGGGAGGUAGGGCUGGUCAAGCUUCCUCCAGUCAUGAGACCUCACAAGGAGACAGCGACGACCUUAUUGACCCCUCGAUUAGGACGCGAAAGCUCCUCGAAGCUGUCCCGUUUAGGCAAGAGCGAGGUUCCUGCCUCACCUGGAGAUUAUAAAUACCCCAGACCCCCCAGUCUCACUUUCCCUUUGCCAACUCUUCUCCUCUGCACCUCCCUACACUCUUCAGCCAGCUCCACUGGUUUCCCAACUUUAGUUCUCUUCCAAUUGGACUGCCAUUCUCCCGCGCCUGGAACUCCCUUCUACCUCCACUUGACCUUCAUCCUGGGUCAAAAAUUCACCAUGAAGCCCUUCAAGAGCUCCACGCGUACGGUCAAGCGCUUCUCGCUGACUCUGUCUGCGUUUGCUGCGGUGGUGCCUGCUCUUAUUCGUUCUUGA
Messenger RNA from Penicillium canariense, 534 nucleotides. RefSeq lists its product as uncharacterized. The transcript has a single exon. The record is from RefSeq and is a predicted model, not a curated record. NCBI's taxonomy places the organism in Eukaryota, Fungi, Ascomycota, Eurotiomycetes, Eurotiales, Aspergillaceae. Bases 1 to 534 code for a protein of 177 amino acids.